This is a messenger RNA of Calypte anna (Anna's hummingbird), 1221 nucleotides long. It is a transcript of the gene VTCN1, whose product is annotated as V-set domain containing T cell activation inhibitor 1. Bases 71 to 916 code for a protein of 281 amino acids. Lineage: Eukaryota; Metazoa; Chordata; Aves; Apodiformes; Trochilidae. The transcript has 6 exons. The record is from RefSeq and is a predicted model, not a curated record.
AGAAUAUACCAUGCAAAGAACAGGAGCUGUGCUGAACUGUGUGGGCUUGUCUUCAUAAGGUGCUGCAACCAUGGCAUCCCAAGGCCAGGCCAUGUUUUGGAGCAUGACUAUGGUCAUCAUCAUCCUGGCUGUGGUGAUUGCCCUGAUCAUCGGGUUUGGUGUCUCAGGAAAUCGCUCCAUCAGCGUGACAGCACUGACGUCUACAGGGAACAUUGGACAGGGGGGCAUCCUGGGCUGCACUUUUGAGCCUGACAUCCAGCUGGGCAGCAUAGAGAUCCGAUGGACCAAGGCAGGAGUAGCCGGGCUGGUUCACGAGUUUAAAGGUGGAAAGGACCACCUGCAAGACCAAGACUCGGUGUUUCGGGGCCGCACAGCCAUGUUUGCAGAGCAGGUGAUGGGUGGCAAUGCGUCCCUGGAGCUGCGGGACGUGCAGCUCUCCGACGCUGGCACCUACCAGUGCUCCGUCACCACGGCCAGAGGGAGUGGGGUGGCUGUGCUGUGGUACAGGACUGGAGCCUUCAGCAUUCCCAAGGUCCAUAUGGAGACCAGCAGCAGUGGGGACACGUUGCAGUGUGAAGCAGCACGCUGGUUCCCUCAGCCUGCUGUGCACUGGACAGCCUGCAGUGACUCUGGGAAGUACCUACCUGGUGUUGCCAACACCAGCUACGAGCUGAACACUGAAAAUAUCACUUUGAAAGUGGUUUCCUUUCUGCACAACAUCACUGCUAAUGUCACCUACACCUGCGUGAUUGAAAACAACAUUGCCAAGGCUACGGGCAACAUCAAAGUGACAGAUUUCAGCAUUGUAAUGUGGACCAACUUGCAGCUGGUGAGCCUGAAUGCAGAGCCUGUGUCCUCCUCCCUUCCAGCCUUUCACUGGAUGCUUCUGCUUCCCCUGUAUCUGCUGUCACUAUAAAGCCUCUAUAAAACAACCAGAAACACUGCUGGACCUGGAGAACAGUCACCAGCUACAAUGAUGACAGGACACACUUCAUGCUUUCCUCUCUCUUGGGGUGAGAACUUUAAGAGCUCCUCCCAGUUCCAGAGCAUGCGGUGGCACAAACAUGAAGCCAGAUGAUUUAUCGCUUGUAUUAUUAUUUCUCACCUGUGCCAACAAUAGCAUGUUUUGUUUGGAUUCGGAAAGAGAGCGAGGAACAUGAUAAGAAUAGUUGUAUAAAUAAAGGAAAAACUCUUGACCACAGGAACAAGAUGUGUUCUCUU